Bufo bufo (common toad) is the source of this 1611-nucleotide messenger RNA. RefSeq names its product suppressor of cytokine signaling 3 (gene SOCS3). Bases 221 to 811 code for a protein of 196 amino acids. Gene Ontology annotation, molecular function: 1-phosphatidylinositol-3-kinase regulator activity. Gene Ontology annotation, cellular component: phosphatidylinositol 3-kinase complex. Gene Ontology annotation, biological process: phosphatidylinositol phosphate biosynthetic process; intracellular signal transduction. Lineage: Eukaryota; Metazoa; Chordata; Amphibia; Anura; Bufonidae. The record is from RefSeq and is a predicted model, not a curated record. The transcript is spliced from 2 exons.
UGUGUGUGAUCUCAUGGAGUUAUACGCUCACUUGUAACUUGGAGCGAGCACAGCAUUGGAUUAUUAGUGUCCCUCCAAGCGGAAUAUUCCAUAGGACCUUACUGCAAACACCGAGACGAUAAGUUUUUACCCGAACAUUGUAACAGAAACCAGCUCCGCACAUCUCAAGAAGGCACAGAAGGUGCCACCCUGACCCUCAGCAAAGCUGGCUCCCACCGUCAUGGUCACUCAGAGCAAAUUCCCGAGCAUGAGCCGGGCAUUGGACUCCAGCCUUCGGCUCAAGACCUUCUCCUCCCGAAGCGAGUACAACCUGGUGCUGAGCGCGGUGCACAAGCUGCAGGAGAGCGGAUUCUACUGGAGCACGGUGACGGGCACCCAGGCCAACCUGCUCCUCAGCUCCGAACCGGCGGGCACCUUCCUUAUCCGGGACAGUUCGGAUCACAGGCAUUUCUUCACCCUCAGUGUCAAAACCGAGUCUGGCACCAAGAACCUGCGCAUCCAGUGCGAGCCUUGGGGCUUCUCUUUGCAGACUGACCCACGCAGUUCGCAGCCGGUGCCACGCUUCGACUGCGUAUUGAAACUUCUCAGGCAUUACAUGGCCGCCAAGGACUCUGGCAGCGCCAAGCGGUCUUAUUACAUCUACUCCGGGGGUGAACGUGUCCCACUGCUGCUGUCUAGACCUCUGUCCUCAAGCGUCUCCUCCCUACAACAUCUCUGCCGUAAGGCUGUGAACGGGCAAGAAUACGGUGCCAGGGAGCAACUUCCGCUGCCCAUCAAGGACUUCCUGCAGGAGUACGACUCCCCUGUAUAAAGAGAUGGGGCGCUUCAUCCGUGAGGAAAGAGCACAAUGGCCGACGGUGGCCUCAGCGUCACUUUGAGCCAAAGACGCGUUACAUGAAGGAGGGUUGGCACUGACGCCAGCUGUACUGUGGAAAUAUCACCAAGUGCCUAGUAUGACGGACAGAGACACUCAGGCCAAGACCUGACGCCCAAGGAGAGACUGUCGAGACCCCCCCCCCAGCAUUGCUGACUAUACCCAAGUCCACGUGUUUACACUUCGUGCCGGGUGCAGGACCACGGAGACUGCAGGCUCGGCUCUGGUACCCAUCGCUGGCACAAGACCAGAGCCGAGCACCCGCCUUGCACUGAAUGUCCACCCCGGUUGAAUGGAAGAAAUAUUUAUUGUCACCAACGUAGCCUUAAUCUGCUGGGAGAGCGAGGGUUAACCGCGCACACUGCGGGGCAUUACACAGGCGGCCGUGUGAAGGGCACGUGAGCGGGCGCCCGGCAGGAGGAACUUUUAGAACAAAUUUCCAGCAAGUGACUUUACUCAAAACUUGACUCUUGUUUCGUACAAUGAAGAUGAUGGGGGUAGCAGUGCAGCGCAACGUCACGUGGAGACUGCGAGUGAGCGGUCUCCAUGGUGACCAUAUUGCACAGGAAAAGUUUGGACCAUAAAAACCCCGUCCUAGGGCAGAAUUUGCCAUCCUGACCUCAUUAAUGUUUACAUGGCGCCCCCUAAAGGCGCAGAUUAUCCAGGACAUUUGCACUUAUUUAUAUUUUACAGGAGGCUAAUAAUUUAUAAUAAACUACUAUGUUUUUUGAAACAAA